Molecule: messenger RNA, 3087 nt
Organism: Meleagris gallopavo (turkey)
Lineage: Eukaryota; Metazoa; Chordata; Aves; Galliformes; Phasianidae
Source: RefSeq, a predicted model, not a curated record
UGCACCACAGGGCAGUGGGCACAGCCCCAGGCUGAUGGAGUUCAAGAAACAUUUGGACACCUCUUUCAGAUAUAUUGUUUGAAUUUUGGGUGGCGCUUUGUGAAACCAGAAGUUGGACUUAAUGAUCCUUGAGGGUCCCUUCCAACUCAGUAUAUUUUUAUGACUGUAAGAUCCCCUGAAUGUUCUCUUCUCCAGGAUGAUCAAUCUCCUCCAAUCCCUUGAUCAUCUUGGUGGUCUUACACUGUUCCACUGUCUCCAGGUUUCUCUUGUACUGUGGGGCCCAGAACUGCACACUGUGCUCCAGGUGCAUCUUCAGCAAUGCUAAGUGUGAGGAUUAUCUCUCUUGACCUGCUGGCAAUACUUUGUCUAGAGCAGCCAAGAAUAGUGUUACCCUUCUUAAGACGAGGAUGCCCUGUCAACUCCUGUUCAACUUGGUGUUCACUGGAACCCUGGGCCUUUCUUUGUAGAGCUGCUUUCUAUCUGGGUGGCCCCCAGCAUGUCCUGGUGCCUCAGAUUGUUCCUCUCUAAGUUGACAGGACUUUGCACUUUUCCUUGAUGAACUUCUUGUGGUUCCUGUUCUCCAGCCUCUGGAUGGCAGCAUGACCCUCAGUGUAUCCAUGACUACUCCCACUUUUGUGUCAUCAAAUAAACUUGCUGUUGCACACUGCCCCAUCAUUCAGAUUGUUAAUGAAGGUGUUAAACUGGAUCAAACCUAGUACAGACACCUAGGGUACACUGCUGAUUUUGGUCUCCAGUUUGAUGUGACAGUCAUCAUCACCCUCUAGGCCUGGGUGUUCAGCCAGGUUUCAAUCCACCUCAAAUGGAGUUCAUACUGUACUUGCACAUUCAUGCUGUACCUUGGACAUGCCUAUAGUAGAUGCUUACAGAACAAAAAGAUUAAAGCAUAAAUUUCCUCUGAAGGCCUACUUCCCUCACCACUACCAGCCUCUUGUAAUAGCUCUACUAAGACGCCCUUUUGAAUUGCCAUCUACACACUGGCUGGAGCAUUUGAAACACAUUUCGGAUAUGCUCAAGUCUAUAGUAGAAGAUAUAAACAUUAGCUCUUCUGAUGACCUUUAUGAAAUCUGGUUUUUGGUUGCUUGUUUUGGAGACUGGGUGGAUAUUGCAGCAGAACAAUUAAUGAAAGCAGCUGUAGCUCCAGAUGCUUUGCUGUGGCUGUUGGCUUUUUACUACUGUCCUGAGAAUGAAAACCAACAAAGGACUCAAACAAUGGUAGAAUCUCGAGCAGUCUACAGUCAUCUAAUGAUGUUCUACAACCGUACUGUCCUUUCAUUUGGAGAGCUGCAGGCUUCUAUAAACAAUAUAGCAGAUACAGAACAAUAUCAUACCCAGUGUCUAGUAACACAUCUUCUUACCAACUUUUUACUCUUUUCUUCUGGAGGACACAUGAUUGCACAGGAAUGUAUUUCCCAUAUUACUGAGACAACUGACAUGAGCAAGGAAGUUUGUAGCCUUCUUAUCCGUACUGCAUACAGAAUUAAACAUAAUGGAGGAGAAAACCAAAGGACUGUGAAGCUGUUGAAUGAACUUCUUCAGAAACUAGCAUUGGAAGUUUAGGUUUUCAAUGUUGUCUCUAUCCAGUCAGUAAGUUAGAUCUUUAUUUGGGUGUCUGCCUUUCAUGAAAGUCUUGCACUGCAGGUUAGCAAGGGUAGAAGAAAAAUCUCUUUCUUGAGGUUAUCCCAUAACCUUUUCUCCCCCUGCGCUGUUUAAAAAUGUAAACUGUGAGGACAAAACAGAAUUAAAGAGGGUUGAAAACUUUGUUCUGAGCUCCUUCUUUUACAAAAGACCUAUGUCAUUUAAAGCAGUUUACUCAUCUCCUUGUUUAUCUGGCUGCAGAUCAGUUUUUCUCCCAAAUUACUCAUGGCUUUAUGAGAAAUUUUUAUCCAAUUGUUUGGUUGGUAAGUUGUUUCUAAAAUGUUUUGUUCUAUAAUUCUGCUUUUGUGUGGCUAAUGAUGAUCUCAAGUGAGAGUUAAUGAUUCAUGGUGAGUGCACUCCAUGUUCUCAGGAAAUCAACAGUGUUUCCUGAACUUGUUAAUUCUUUUUGAAAACAUUUCCAAAAUAAAGCUCCUUUCAUGUUUGUUAUAUGAUUAUUUAACACUGCUGCAGCUUUCACAGGACAAUGUUUUCUGCAAUGUAAAAUGCCAAUAGCUGGUCUCCAUCAGCAGAUGCGGCACAGAAGUUUCUGUCAGCCUAUUUUCUGUGAGGAAGUCUUUUUUUUCAUGCAGACAAAAUAGGGCAAGUUAUAGUUAUAUGGAAAUUCCUAUUUGAGGCCCAUAUUUCCUAAAAAGAGAGGAUUGUGGUUGCAAGUCAUCUCCUUCUUUUCUGUCUCCGGAGAUAUGGUUUCUUUGCUUACUUCUUUCUUUGUCUAAUAAGAAGAGUGUGGACAACGAGGAGUGCCUUCUUAUUUUUAUCCAAGAAGUUUUGUUCAGUCAUUUCUAGGUUAAUUAAAUAAAAUAAGCAUGAAGAACAGUUACAGUACAGCAUCUUUACUGAUUUCACAGAACCACACAAUUGCAGGAGUUGGAAGGGUUAUGUAUUACCUACCUAGCUUUUAUAUCAUCAUUUACUCUGUGUUAAAAGAUACCACUUGAAAUCCUUUGGGUCCCUUGCAAUGCAAAAUAUUCUGUGAUUCUGUGAAAUAGUAUUCUUGUAUAUGACAUCAAAAGUGUGUGUAUCUUAAAUUAGUACAGUUUUAUGAGUGUAACAUUUGUUUUUGAGCAAGGGAGAAGAAAAAUGAUGUUCUUAGUUUUCCUUGGCUACACAAGAAGUGGAAGUACAUUUUCUGUUAACUGUUGACUGAGUACUUACAAUUUUGUUCCUAAUGAGUCACAUCAGACUGAAUUACGGAAGUUACGUGCCCUAUUGGCAAAUUUGUUAAUGUAUUUGUGAUGUUUGAUUCUAGCCUAUGAAAAAAUAGUAAAAAAAAAUAUGUCUGUGAAGAACACUGCUUUUUGUGUUUUUGGAUUAAAAACAGUUCUCAGUGAAAAAAAAAUUAGAGAGUUAUCUUGCAUAUUUUUAGUUGGUACACAUAUCCAUAAAAUCAAAAUAAAGCAACCUAAUUUUCAA